AUGCCGUCGAAUAAAAAGCCGGGACGUGCCGAGAGGGGCAGUAAAAGCGACGACCUUGCCACUGACGCACUCAAGCCGGAAUCUGGUAAAGACAGUGCCCAAACCUCACGUCACAGUGGUAGCGCGAAACCAACUGAUUCGGAUAAUUUAGUGGUAGAUACAGGUCAGAAAUUACCGGCAGAGGUUGCUCAGAAAUCAUCGGAGGAUCCUACAGUAGUGGAAAUUCAGAGAUGCACGGCAGCCGAACGUGACCCACCUUGUGAGCAUGGUGGUUGUUCAGGCAAGGAUAACAGCAAAAUGGAUAAAUCUGUAGCACAGAAUUCGGAGAAAGAUAAGAAGUCUUGCACGGAAAAGAAGCGUGAAUGCAGGAAACCUGGGAAGAAAGUGUUGCCCCAGUCACAAAAUAUUCAGAUUUUGGAAAAGGAAGGAACCUCACAAGUGUGUAAAAAGGAGCCGGUAAAGGAGAAAAAGCAGGAUGAAGGGAAGAAAGCAGUAAAGGAAGAAAGGAGAGGAAGGAAAAAAAAGAUAACUGAAGAAAUGGGCCAAGAUAAGAUAAAUGUAAAGGAAGAAAAAGGAGGAGAAAAAGCGGGAAAGGCUACUGAUCAGCAGGAGGAGAAAGAAACGCAAAAGAGGGAGCACGAUGUGGAAAAGAAAGGUCCGAAGCGAAAGGAUGAUUGCAGUAAGCAGAAGGAAAUAAAAAAGAAACCAACGGAUACCAAAGAACGGCCAGGGAAGCAACCGCAAGAUAAGGAAAAGGUGAAGGAUAAAGAAGAGAAAGAGAAGGGGAAAGGCAACAAGGUGCAUUCAAGAAAAGGAAAGAUGGAGGAAAAUAAGGAGCAUCAAGAAAAGGGAAGAAUGAAGAGCGGCAAAGGACAUACUGAAAGAGCUGAAAUGGAAGGUGAUAAGGAGCCAGAAGAAAAGAAAGGACGGAAAAAUGAGGAAGACGCUGAAAAGGAGAAAGAAAAAGCUAGUAAAGAAAAAAACGAAAAGGAAGAAGGGGAGGAAAGGGAAGAACUAGAAGAUCAAGGACACCCUGAUAAGAGGAAAGUGAAAACCAAGGGGCAGCAGGAGAAGAAAAAGGAGUUGAAGGAUAAAAAGGAUUUGAAAGAAAAGACAAAGGCUCAGGAGCAGCGUGAGAAGCAGAAGGAAUUAGCGGAUGAAAAAGGCAAUUCGGGAAAGAAGGCGCCAAAAGGUAGCAGGAAGCAACAGGGGAGUGAAAAGGAAAAAGCGGAAGAUAAGAAGAGGCCUGUAGAAAAAGAAGAAAUUAAAAGCAUUAAGGAGCAGCAAAAAAUGGGGAAAGAGAAGCCGAAUAUUGAUAAGGUUCACUCAAAAAAAGGGGUGGACGGAGAGCGCGAAAGAAGUACAUCAAAAAUCCGACGAUCUGUCGAAAAAACCGAGAUUAAACGAGGAGACAGCAGGGAAGAUUUGGAUAUAGCUGAAUUGGUGAUUAAGAAGGGUCCAGGUCGUAGGCGGAAAAAAAGUUUGGAUAUUAAUGAACUAAGCUAUCGCAGUAUAAGCAAGGAUCGGCGUGGCAAAAGUAUGAGUUUGGAUCGGGAACAUGGGAUACCGGAAAAAGAACAGAAAUUGAAAGAAGAAAGGAAACGUUCGGAUGUGCUGGCCGGUGAG
Gongylonema pulchrum is the source of this 1626-nucleotide messenger RNA. The record is from the annotation of a GenBank genome assembly. Lineage: Eukaryota; Metazoa; Nematoda; Chromadorea; Rhabditida; Gongylonematidae.